CAGAGCAUCUUCUGAAACACUGGAAAGUGACAGCGGCAAUAGCGGCAUCUCCUUCCUGGGAGAGUGAGGAGGACUCCCCCUCGAUACGACUUCCAGCCGACAGGGAGCGGACCCAGACGAUGCGAGGGUACCCGACGUAGAACCCCCUGGUCUGGAGGUCCUGGCCGAAGGUGUCCUGCGACAGAAAAGAGCGACUUCUGUGGUCUGAGUGCAAUGGAGCCCAGGAAGCAUCUGUCAGGGAGGAGAGCCAGGUCUCUGGAUACGUCGCAGAGCCCCAAGAAGGUCCGCCGGUGCUUCUCCCUGCCCACUACCCCCUCCAGGAGGAUGCUUCACCAGGCAGCCAGCGAUGGGAGCAGAUGUCCCCAGAGCCCAGCUCAGUCUGUGGAAGCCCAGGAUGCCACGGCCACAGCCCACAGCCUGGAAGAGACCAGGGAGUUUCUUCCCACUGACCAGAGGCUGCCACAGGACACCAAGAAGGAAAAGACCCAGAGACGGGGCCAGCAGGGGUGGCUGAAGACCUUGAUGAACUUCCUCCUGAGGACAGGCCCGGAAGAGCCCAAAGAAAAGGCCAGCCGGAAGGCAAAAGGGAAGGAGGGCUUCCCCAAGCCUGCAGAAACCCCGGAGGCACCAGGGGAGACAGCUCCGAGGAAGAAAGCCCACGACAAGAAGGCCAGUCGCAAGAAACACAGUCACAAGAAACAUGUUGCUGACGAAACCAAGGGGGCCCAAGAUCAGGAGGCCGAAGGCCAAGAGAUAGGGCUGCCCAAGAUGGCUGCCGCCCCACGCCCUGAGGAGGCUGACCUGGGCCCAGCACCCAAGGGUGGGAAAGGUUCUGGUCUCCACCAGUCCUUGCUCAUUGAAGCUGGGGGUCCUGCAGCAUCCGAGGUUUCUUCUCAAGCCACAGGUCAUAGGCCCGAAGAGGAACUCAGACAGCUUGACCAGGAUAAAAUCAUCAAGAUGAUAGUGGAAUUCCUCCAAAAAGUGGGAGACCAGUGGGAGGAAGAGCAGCUUCAAGCUCCUCAACCAGAGGUGGUUGUACAGAUUCCAGUGUCAUUUGACAGGAAGAAAUUCCAAGAGAAAAAGUCUAGCUUCAAGAGAGCAUUUUCUCAUAAGAAACAUGGCUCUGAGGAGGCUAAGAGAGCUGGGCCUGCAGACGUUUCCAGCCCGGAGUCCCGGCCACCCAAGAGGCCCAGCUUUCUCCCCCUGUGUGUUGGGGGCCAUCAGCCCUCCACCUCCAGCAGCCCUGGCUCGGAGGAACCCAAAGUCCAAGAGGUCCUGCCUACAGACAGUGGGGGUCUGAGUCCCUUGGAGCUUUCCACCCCAGCAGGGAGCCAGGGACCCGAAGAGGACUUGCAGGCGAACAGAGCCUUGGAAUUCAGAGAAUUCAUCCAGAAGAUCAUUGCCCUACUCCAGGAUGCGGAAGGGCAGGGGGGAGAGCUUCGAGUCCAGGAACCAGAGGUGGCUGUAGAAAACCUGUCCCCACCCUACAGAAGGAGAUCCCAAGAGAAGAAGUCCAGCCUCAGAAAAGCUUUUUCUUAUAAGAGACAUGGCCCCAAGGAGCCCAGGAGAGCGGGGGCCACAAGUGCUGCCAGCCUGGAGUCCCGGCCGCCCAAGAGGCCCAGCUUUCUGCCCCUGUGUGUGGGGGGCCAUCAGCCCUCCACCUCCAACAGCCCCGACCUGGAAGAUGUCGAGUUCCAGGAGUCCUCGCCUGCAGAAGAGACACCUGUGGGAUCCUCAGACGCGCCCUCCCAGACCAGAAGUCACCAGCCAGAGGGGGGACCUCAGCCAGACAGAGUGUUCGAAUCUAAGGAGCUGGUCAUCCAGAAUCUGGUGGCCCUUCUCCAAGAAGUGGAUGGCCAGUUGGGGGAGCAGAUCAGGCGACAUCCCAGCUUCAAGAGGUUUUUCUACAAGGUCUCGGACUCCUCCCUCAGGAAGCUGGCAGCCACCCUGCACAGCCAGAAAGCCCGCUCUCCUGAGCUGGGCAGGAACCUCACCAAGAGACCCUACCAGCUUGCCUUUGGCUUCACCAACAAAUUUGCCAGCAACAAUAGCCACGCCGUCUUCAGCCUCAUGGGCCUGUGCUACAGCCAUGCCAGUUACACCCACUUCCCGUACAGGGAGGCCCAGCAGAACAUCACAAAUCCUGAGAGCCAGAGUCCAGAUUAAGAGCUGUGCUUUGUGCUCAAGUUCCCUUGAGCUAUCAAACAAUGGCGGCUUUGACCAGGAGCCUCGGAAGAUGCCUCACGAUAGCCCAAUCCAGUGCUUCACAGACAUGAAUGAAGACGAGAGUGGAUGGCCACCUGUGUCCCUGAGCCUUUGUGGGCUCUCUGAGACUGAGAUACACAAAGC
Messenger RNA from Acinonyx jubatus (cheetah), 2349 nucleotides. It is a transcript of the gene BNIP5, whose product is annotated as BCL2 interacting protein 5. NCBI's taxonomy places the organism in Eukaryota, Metazoa, Chordata, Mammalia, Carnivora, Felidae. The record is from RefSeq and is a predicted model, not a curated record. The coding region runs from base 214 to 2166 and encodes 650 amino acids. The transcript is spliced from 12 exons.